Zootoca vivipara (common lizard) is the source of this 2081-nucleotide messenger RNA. RefSeq names its product sodium/potassium transporting ATPase interacting 1 (gene NKAIN1). Lineage: Eukaryota; Metazoa; Chordata; Lepidosauria; Squamata; Lacertidae. The record is from RefSeq and is a predicted model, not a curated record. Gene Ontology annotation, biological process: regulation of sodium ion transport.
CCUCUCCACCCCCUCUCCGGAGAUGGAGGGCGAGCUCUGAUCCAAGAGCUCUAGCCGCGCGCAUUACAAUGGAGCGAGGGGCUUCCAGCUUCCAGCAGCCUCGGAAGUGCUGCGCUGGGCGAAGAUAAAACGCCCCUUUGGAUCGCCUUAUCUUUUUGGGGGGGCUGCUGUUUUGGAAACUCGAAGGCUGGCCCCAGACAAAAGGCGUCGGUGUCGGGAAGGCUCGCCAAGGCGCAGGGAAGGACAAGGCUCGGCUGUUUUAGUUUUGAAGCGCAAUGGCCGAGGGUGGCUGCCGGCUGCUGCUUUCGGGCGCCCUCUGAGUGAGGUUGUCACUGGCAACGGGAGGCCGAGGGCUGGUGCCGCCGCCGCUUCUGCUGCAACCGGAGGAGGGCGGCUUCCGCGCCAGCGCGGCCAUGGGCAAAUGCAACGGGCGCUGCACGCUGGUGGGCUUCUGCUGCCUGCAACUGAUCGCAGCCCUGGAGAGGCAAAUAUUCGACUUUCUGGGUUACCAGUGGGUGCCCAUCCUGGCUAAUUUUUUACACAUCAUGGCUGUCAUCUUGGGCGUCUUUGGCACCAUUCAGUACAGAUCCAAAUACCUCAUACUGUAUGCAGUGUGGCUCGUGCUUUGGGUUGGAUGGAAUGCAUUCAUCAUCUGCUUUUACCUGGAAGUAGGACACCUUUCACAGGACCGAGACUUCAUCAUGACCUUUAACACAUCGCUGCAUCGCUCAUGGUGGAUGGAGAACGGGCCUGGUUGCCUGGUGACCCCGGUGAUGAACUCCAAUCUGGCCCUCGAAGACCAUCACGUCAUCACAGUGACUGGGUGCUUGCUUGAUUAUCAGUAUAUUGAGGUGGUGAGCAGUGCAAUGCAGAUAUUCCUUGCGCUCUUCGGAUUUGUUUACGCCUGCUAUGUCAGCAAAGUGUUUAUGGAGGAAGAAGACAGCUUUGAUUUCAUUGGGGGAUUUGAUUCAUAUGGCUACCAGGCACCCCAAAAGAUGUCACACUUGCAGCUACAGCCUUUGUAUACCUCUGGAUAACGGUUUCCUUAACUACAGUGAGCUGGCCCCUGGGGACGUUUGCAAAAACGCAGGGCAAGCAGGGUGCCGAAUAUGAUAAAAUGAUUCCAAAGCCAAAUGGCAGUCACCUCCUCUGGAGAUCUAGUGUGGCCUGAAAUCCCGCCCAGAGACAACACAGUGACUCUUCCUCGGGUUCAUUUCCUCCCCUCCUUUCUCUUUAACUCCUUCAUUUGAGUGGCCACAGAGAGUUUUCAUGCACCUGGAAGAUGAUUCUGGCACAAGUUCUCUCUGCUCAAGACUGAGGAACCAAAAAGAAGCUCGACGCUCCACCUGCUGGCCAGUGUUUGUAGUGGUGCUGGUAACUCCAGCAUUUUUUUUAAAAAAGGAAAAUCAAGCAAGGGCAAUAUUAUGUUUCAGAGAGGGCAAGGAAAAGCCCUAUUUUUAAGGAAGACCUUUUUCGGGUUUUGAAGUGUUGCUCUUUUUCUUUUCUUUUUUAAUUGUUCCGGAUCACUUCCUGUUGUCCCAUUUGCUUCUCAGCAAAUGGCUUUGCAAUGUGCACAGGCUGCCAGAGAAUCCAUACAUUGCAAUAAAGAGUGAGAUAGAUAUUAUCUGACAUCUGGAAAGGGGAGGCUUCAUUAGGUCUGAAAUCUGUUCUUCCUGCUCCCAGCCCCCGUACACCCAAGGCUUCCCAAUCCUGUUUACUAUUUAAAUGAGCAUCCGUUAAAAAUCCAACCCUGGUAACCACUGGAAAAAGCAAAGUAGUUCUUUGAUCAUGAAUUGAAUAUAUGCAUACUGUGACAAAUGUGUGGGUUUAUUUCUGAGCUGGCAUUGCAUCCCAAUGAUUCCAAGUUUGUAUGUGAGAACCCAGUGGAAGCUAUUCCAUUAGGCCAAAAGGGGAGGUGCCCCACCAACCUCAACCUGCCCUCAGCCAGCCCCUCCUUAGUCUCAGUAUUGCCCCGUGUAGAACUCAGCAGGGAGGAGGACGGGAGCCAAACCUAGAAUUAGUUGCCUGUGACUGUCUUUGGCUCUGGCUCUGCCUGCUGUGGCUGGCUCUGCGCACCGUUA